AUGCCGAAGCGAUGGUCAGCCACAUAUGAGAAGAUGUUAGAAGUGCAGAAGAAAUUAGAAGAAAAUGAAAAACUGCCUGGAUCGCGAGUUUACAACACGAAAAUCUAUGAUCUUGUAACAAAUGAUGACUAUCCCACUAAAGAAAGCGAUAAUAAAGAAAACCAGUUUACUCCUCCCUUCUUACGAGAUGCUAUGGGAUUUGUGAAGUCAUUUUCUGGAGCUAAUAACUUACGCAUUCUCAGUCCUCGCUUGGCUCCGUUGCUACCUGACAAAGCGAAAUCGAGAGGUUUUCUGUCACCAGCUUUAUUUCCAAUGUACAAAGAUGAGUCAGAGCAGCAGAUUUUGCCCGUGCCAAAGGUGGGCAUUAAUCGGAUAACCGAAUAUGUUCUCGGCAUUUAG
Messenger RNA from Strongylus vulgaris, 399 nucleotides. Lineage: Eukaryota; Metazoa; Nematoda; Chromadorea; Rhabditida; Strongylidae. The record is from the annotation of a GenBank genome assembly.